AUGACACACUCUGACAGACGGCCGGAGCUUUUCGCGGCUGCUCUGAUACCCUAUACCGCAGCAGCAGUUGCGCUAGUAUUGCGAAAUGUUGCUCGACGAAAGACCAGAGUGACUAUGCUAUGGGAAGACUACUUAGCUAUCGUGGCCUUCGCCAUAGGAUCUGGAUUCACGUUCAUCAGCCUCUUCAAAACACGAUGGGGAUUUGGCCUUCCAAUGAGAGAUAUCGACCUCCCUGAGGAACAGAUUGUACAUCAUUACUUCGUAGACCUCUGGGCAGAUAUGUGGAUGUACACCUUUUCCGUUGGCCUCAGCAAAUUCGUAAUUCUCGGUUUCUAUUGGCGCAUGUUCUCCAUGUCCACGAUACGACAGCCGAUACGAAUUCUGUUCGCAUGCUCAGCGGGCUGGAUCAUCGUGAGGGUUACGCUUAUCUGUAUGCAAUGCUCCCCAAUACGCAAAUUCUGGGAUGCAGAAGUGCCUGGCAAAUGCCCACUGACGCCUAUGAUGUCGCUUUUCGGCGCGGGAAUACCGCACUUCAUCAUCGAAAUCGCAAUCCUGUUAUGCCCUCUCCUUGAAAUAUGGAAGCUGCACCUACCACUCAAGCGUAAGCUUGCAGUCGCGGUCAUGUUCGCAUCGGGUAUUCUAGUUUGCGGCUCGGCUCUAAUGACGAUAGUCCACACCUUCGCGCUCGAGAAGAGAGCAGACAAAGACCUCACAUGGGAUGGUAUCGAGGACCAGAUAUGGGCUGUCUGCGACGUGAAUCUUGCGUCGUUAGCGACAUCCCUACCACUCCUUCGCCCCGUUUUUCGCUCGUUCGGCGGUUUUCUCAGCACCAUAAAGGCUACAAACACACCCACUCAAAACUUCAAAGGCACUGGCUCCGCUCCGACCUAUGGAAGUGCUCCCUCGAAUCGCAGGAGCAAUCCCGACUCGGACUCGGAAUUUGGGUUUGCCGAAGAAGGCGUUCUUAUGGCUAGCAACGACGUCGCAGGCUCGAGCAAGGCUUUUGUAAUGCACGAUAUAACGCCCAGAGACUCCGAUAUCGAACGGCGGGAACAAAAGGGAAUCCAUGUCCAAAACGAGACGAAAAUCGUUUAUCACGACGCAUAG
This is a messenger RNA of Ascochyta rabiei, 1107 nucleotides long. RefSeq lists its product as uncharacterized. The transcript is spliced from 6 exons. NCBI's taxonomy places the organism in Eukaryota, Fungi, Ascomycota, Dothideomycetes, Pleosporales, Didymellaceae. The coding region runs from base 1 to 1107 and encodes 368 amino acids. The record is from RefSeq and is a predicted model, not a curated record.